Messenger RNA from Heterotrigona itama, 1026 nucleotides. The record is from the annotation of a GenBank genome assembly. Lineage: Eukaryota; Metazoa; Arthropoda; Insecta; Hymenoptera; Apidae.
AUGGUAAAAAUGGUAAAAAUGGUAAAAAUAGUAAAAAUGGUAAAAAUGGUAAAAAUGGUAAAAAUGGUAAAAAUGGUAAAAAUGGUAAAAAUGCCACAAAUGAUGAAUUUUUCCUGACGAAGAAACAUUUCUUGACAUCCUUACGUUUGAGUUUCUACAAUAUUCGAAAAGGUGUACCCUCAAUUUGUUCCUCACUGCAGAAAAUACAAUCAACUUUCGAACGAAACGAACUGACGACAGUUAGAGUUGAAGCUUCAUACUUUAACACUAAACGUACCGGCAUUUUACAUAAGGGGUCAAAUGACCCCUCGCAGUACAUGCAAAGAAUUUUUCUCGAUAAAAAAAUAAGCUAAGAAAGAAACAGAAAACGAGAAAUUGAAUGAUCAGAUAAUAUAAGAAUUUGCAAAAAGUCAGAUUAGCGAGAGAAAUAACAACGAAUGUACGAUUUUAAAGUAAAUUUUGAAAAGGGGCCAUUUGAUCCUGCUUAGUACGUUAAAGUAUAACCAAGUGAAUCGUUUACAAUUUUUUUUUUUUUUUUUUUUCCUCUUACGAAUCGUCACGUAAUCUUUCUCUUCUGCGAAAGUUAUAUCGAAUUGAAAUUUUUAAUAUUCGUGAUCUCGUAUAUUUCAGCUUGUAGCUCACGAGAGGCGACUGUCAACUUCUGCCUCGCGAACAAUGGCCGCAAUGAGUUUAGGAUUCAUUGUUAUGGUCACACCAUGGACGAUUCAGGAAGUUGUUGUAGCUUGUACCGGAAGCAAGCCACCGCCAUUCCUCGACUUCCUUGCCACGUGGCUCGCGCUUUCCAACAGCUUCUGGAAUCCGUUCCUCUAUUGGCUGCUCAACAAUCACUUUCGCCGUAUUUCAAGGGAGCUACUCCACACUAAGGCGAUUUGUCUCUGGUCGUCAUUAAGAUCGUUAACUGUAGAAAUACACACUUUGAUCAACAAGCAUAAUCGAACAGCAUCGUGUUGCUCCUUCGAGAUGCAAGCAAAUCUUUGGAAACGAGAAGAUUUAUUAAAUCGUUGA